Phytophthora sojae is the source of this 741-nucleotide messenger RNA. RefSeq lists its product as hypothetical. The coding region runs from base 1 to 741 and encodes 246 amino acids. The record is from RefSeq and is a predicted model, not a curated record. The transcript has 2 exons. Gene Ontology annotation, molecular function: protein binding. NCBI's taxonomy places the organism in Eukaryota, Oomycota, Peronosporomycetes, Peronosporales, Peronosporaceae.
AUGCAAAGGCCUGGUCAUUUGGAGGUGUUGAAGCUGCUGCUCGACUUCGGAUGGAGCGCCGACGUUCCCAACGACGCACUUGAAACUCCUCUUCACCUCGCGUGCUUCAACGGACACGUCCACGCAGCCGAGUUCUUGCUGGACAGCGGCGCAGACAGCAACGCCCGGAACGAGGAUCAAGAGACUCCGCUGUUCUACGCUGCUCGGAAGGGCCAAUACCGAGCGGUGCGGCUGCUAGUUCGAAGGGAGUGCGAUCUCGCAGCCAAGAAUCGCUACGGUGACAUUGCAGAGGAGGAAGCCACCGACGCCAAGACCCAGUCCGAGUUCGCGGCAGGGAACGAAGACUUACGACGAGCUCAAGGACGAGGACAGAGCGAGCUUGGAGAGCACAUUGUACCCCAAAGUCUGCGCGAGAGAGUGUUGUCCUUCUUGGACCUCAAGAGUCUGGGCUACGCGUCUCAAGUCUCGUAUCGGUGGCAUCGAGCUGCAGAUAACCCGUCGCUAUGGAAGAAGUUGGGGGUCUCGCGCUGGGGGUUGAUCCUCAACGCGACCAUGGGCAUGGGAUCAGUGCCGCAGAUGUCGAUGCUGCGUGCGGCUACCAGUAACUUUCUGCGCCUGAACCUGUCUUCGAAGGCGUCGCGACGUCCUUCCAGCUGUGACCAGGCAUUCCUCGGCCGAACACUGCCGCUCAGUGUCAAGAAGAAAGAGCAUCGAUCCGUGCCGAAGACGUUAGAACUGUAA